Molecule: messenger RNA, 1413 nt
Organism: Misgurnus anguillicaudatus (oriental weatherfish)
Lineage: Eukaryota; Metazoa; Chordata; Actinopteri; Cypriniformes; Cobitidae
Source: RefSeq, a predicted model, not a curated record
AUGUUUGAGUGCAACCGUGGCAAGCCCGUAAGCGCAGCUCUUUCAGCCAAGCUAACUACUCUCCUCGCUCAGUGGAUUGCCACCAGCUGCUGGCCCAUCAGCGUGGUUGAAGAUGAUGGGCUUGAGCUUGUUCCCCAUGUAGCCACAGGUGACCUAUCUUACAGAAUACCUGCGAGGCAAACUGUCAUGAGAAGAAUACAUGACCAGCACGCCGCAGAGAAAGCCGCAAAAGAUGAGAAGAUGGUAGAGGCAAGGUGUGUAGCACUGACUGGGGACAAUUGGACAUCGGUUAACAACGACAACUACCUCGGUGUUACUGUACAUCUCAUCGAUGCCAGCUGGGAACUUCACUCCUUCACUUUAGGUGUGAUGAACACAGAGGAGCAUCACUUUGCAGAAGCAUGUGCCAGGCAGUUUCUAGAUGUCGCUAAUCAGUGGGGGAUAGCUGACAAAAUCAGCACUAUUGGAACAGACAGUGCUCCUAAUAUGGUGGCAGCAGGGAGGAUACUGCCAUUCGAGCAUUUGCCCUGUGUUGCGCAUGUUGUACAGAGAGCUAUUUUAAUGUCACUUUGGGAAGGUGGUUUUGAUGGUGUACUUGCUAAGUGCCGUAAAGUGGUCGGACAUUUCAAACAUAGUCCGGCCAACACAGACGAGCUGAAUGUCCAGCAAGCCUCCCUUGGACAAGUUCAGGAGCCACAAGAUGUUCCAACACGGUGGAAUUCCACCAGGCUCGGACUGAUAAUCUAUGCUGAAUAUGAGAAGUUGGCAAAGCUAGAGAAACUGCUGGAGCCAUGCAGGUACAUCACUGAGCUCCUUGGUGGGGAUAAGUAUGUAUCCUGCUCUGUGGUUCUUCCUGCCCUGUGCCACCUCCAGCACACGAUGAAGAUCUCAGACGAUGAUCCUGCCUAUAUUGCGCGAUUCAAGGCUGCCUUUACCAAGGACCUCAACCAGCGGAGGGAGAAAAUAAACCUGGAAUGGCUUAAGGUGGCGACUGCUCUAGAUCCACGAUUUAAGGACCUCAAGUGCUUGCCCAGAGCAGAGAGGGAGCCAGUGUGGGCAAAGCUAAGUGAGUUGGUGAAGGAACAAGAACCUGCUUUGCAGCCACUCAGGGAGGAGAACCCUGAGCCACCCAAGAAGAAAACUGCCCUGCUACUGAUAGGAUCAGACUCAGAAUCAGAUGAGGAGACACCAGAAGACAGUACUGUGGAGAGGUACAAGGCAGAGCCCAGUGCCAGUCUAGAUGAGUGUCCACUGAAGUGGUGGUCGGAGCACACUGCUGUCUAUGGUAAGAUGGCCCACAUUGCCCGUAAAUACUUGGGGACUCCUGUCCCGUGCGAGAGACUUUUUUCUUUAGCAGGCCAUAUUGUGCAGAAGAGGAGAUCUAGUUUGUCACCAGAAAAUGUGAACAAGUGA